AUGGCUAGAGCAAUAGGUAUUGAUUUAGGUACAGCAUAUUCAUGUGUUACUGUAUUUCAAAAUGGUAAAGCAAUAGUCAUUCCUAAUGAACAAGGUGAUCGAACAACACCAUCAUAUAUUGCAUUCACCGAUGAUGGACGUUUAAUUGGUAGUGCAGCGAAAACUCAAGUAGCUAUGAAUCCAAAUAAUACAAUUUUUGAUGUUAAACGACUUAUUGGUCGUAAAUUUGACGAUGCAACAGUUCAAGCUGAUAUGAAAUACUGGCCAUUUAGAGUAAUUAAUGAUGUUGGUAAAAUAAAGAUUCUAGCUGAAUAUAAAAAUGAAAUAAAAUUAUUCAGGCCUGAAGAAUUAUUGGCAAUGACAUUAACAAAAAUGAAAGAAAUUGCUGAAGCUUAUCUUGGUAAAAAAAUCUCCGAAGCUGUUGUAACUGUUCCAGUUUUUUACAAUUUGUCACAACGGCAAGCAAUAAAAGAUGCUGGUAAUAUUGCUGGUCUUAGUGUAUUACGUAUUAUAGGUGAACCAACGGCUGCUGCUAUUGCUUAUAAUAUAGAUAAGAACGUGUCUGAUGAAAGAAAUAUUCUUGUUUUUGAUUUGGGUAGUGGUAAUACUGAUGUAUCAAUACUUAAAACAGAACAAGGAAUAAUCGAAGUCAAAUCAGUAGCUGGUGAUACACAUUUGGGUGGUGAAGAUUUCGAUAAUCGAAUGGUAGCACAUUUUGUUAAAGAAUUUAAACGAAUAAAUAACAAAGAUUUAUCACAAAAUAAACGUGAUCUUUGUCGUUUACGUACAGCUUGUGAACGUGCUAAACGUACAUUAUCAUCAUCAUCGCGAGCUUCAAUUGAAAUUGAUACCCUUCAUGAAGGUAUUGAUUUCUAUACAGCAAUAACACGUGCUUGUUUCGAAGAACUUUGUGCUGAUCUUUUCCGUUCAACACUUGAACCAGUUGAAAAGGCUCUACGUGAUGUUAAGAUGGAUAAAGCAAGUAUUCAUGAAAUUGUACUCGUCGGUGGUUCUACACAUAUUCCAAAAAUACAAAAACUUCUACAAGAUUUCUUCAAUGGAAAAGAAUUAAACAGAUCUAUCAAUCCAGAUGAAGCUGUUGCUUGUGGCGCGGCUAUUUAUGCAGGUGUUUUAACUGGUGAUAAAUCAGAAGAAGUUAAAGAUGUAUUUUUACUUGAUGCUGCACCAUUUUCAUUGGGUAUUGAAACAACUGGUGGUGGUAUGAGAGCAUUAAUUAAGCGUAAUACAACCACUCCAACAAGACAAACUCAACAAAUUACAACAGAUUGGGAUAAUCAAUCUGAUAUUGUUAUUAAAGUCUAUGAAGGUGACCAUACAAUGGCAAAAGAUAAUCAUUUACUUGGUAGUUUCACACUUUCUGGUAUGCCAUCAGCUCCACGUGGUGUAGCACAAACUGAAGUUACAUUUGAUAUUGAUCCUAAUGGUAUCUUAAAUGUCUCAGCUUUAGAUAAAUCAAGUGGUCGUGAAAGUAAAAUUACAAUUACAAAUGAUAAAACUCGACUUUCUAAAGAUGAAAUUGAAUAUAUGAUUACUGUUGCUAAAAAAUUAAAAAGAGAGGAUAAAACACAAUCUGAACGUAUAUCAGCGAAAAAUUCACUGGAAUCAUAUUGUUUUAAUCUAAAAGAAAUAAUAAAUGAUAAAAAACUAACAAGUGAAAUUGAUAUUCAUAACAAGAAGAAAAUGAUUGGUACUAUUGAAGAAACAAUAGAGUGGCUGGAAAUCAAUCAGCGUGCUGUCAAAGCAGAAUUUGAACAAAAAUUAAUACAACUCGAAGAACUUUGUUCACAAAUAAUGAGGAAAUUAUAG
Molecule: messenger RNA, 1827 nt
Organism: Adineta steineri
Lineage: Eukaryota; Metazoa; Rotifera; Eurotatoria; Adinetida; Adinetidae
Source: the annotation of a GenBank genome assembly